Molecule: messenger RNA, 15555 nt
Organism: Effrenium voratum
Lineage: Eukaryota; Dinophyceae; Suessiales; Symbiodiniaceae
Source: the annotation of a GenBank genome assembly
AUGGCGCGCGGCCUGCUUUUGGUCGCCCUGCUGCGCGUUUGGCCGGUGGCUUCGCAGGCCCAGCUGAGGCCCGGCGGACUCACCUUGGUUCAGCGCAAGCACAGCCGCCGCCUUUUCGGGGUGCAGGCGGACUCCUUCGCCCCUGUGGAUGGUGGCCUAGACCGCGUUUGCCGCGGCAGCAGCAUCACCGACGACGACGGCUCCUACUACAUUGUGAGGGCCGGCGACGCGGCCGCCAGCUUGUAUGGCUGCAAGGCCGCUUGCCUGGAGACGGCCACGUGCCAAGGCAUCGAGUUCCGCGUGGGGCGCUGCGAGGUUUGGGUGAGGCCGGGCGGCAUCCAGGCGGCCGCGCAGACGCAGGGGGUCCAGUGCCUGCGCUAUCUUCCAUUCCUGGACGCAGAAGGUGACGACCAAGCAUGCCGAGGGAGCUCUGCUGCGGACAACAAUCCGGCCUACUACAGGAUUCUCAGUGCAAGCUCCCUGUCGGCGUGUCAGGACUUGUGCCUACAGUCCCCUGCCUGCCGGGGCAUCGAAUUCGGGGCGCCGCGGUGCGAGCUCUGGACGCGGGACGGAGGCAUCAGCUUUUCCGUGGCCGCGGCGGGGCUCGUGUGCCAGCCGCUGGCGCCCUUCGUCGUUUUAGACGGGCCAGAUCGAGGCUGCCGCGGCUCAGAUGAAUCUGACCUCGCCAGCAGCUUCUAUGUGCGCCAUACAGUGGCGUCUCUGGACGCGUGCAAGGUUUUGUGUGCGAGGAAUUCAGCGAUUUGCAAGGGAGUCGAAUACUCGUCCUCUGGGACCUGCGACCUCUGGACCCGCGCCAGCGGCAUCCAAGCCACCGCAGUGGUGAGCGGAUCGGUGUGCCUGCGACUCGGGGCGCUGGAGGCCGCGGACGCCUUCCAGGCCGUGGACGGCGGAGCGGGCCGCGCCUGCCGCGGCAGCCAUGCCGGGGACUGGAGCACCUCGUACUUCACCUGGGUGAACAGCCCCUCACUGGAGGCCUGCAAGAGCGAGUGUGCCAAGACCAGCAGCUGCGUGGGCAUCGAGUUCCUCAACGGCUGCAAGGUGUGGACGAAGACGGAGGGCGUCGAGAGUUCCAUCAGCUUCCCCGGGGCCACGUGCCUGCGCUACGCGCCCUUCACGCCGGUGGACGGGGGGGAGGACCGGGGAUGCUACGGGCCAAGCCCUCACGACAUCGCCUUUAGCGCCGGAUCCCUGGAGACCUGCAAGCAGCGGUGCAUGCAGAAAGGCUGGCGGUGUGUUGGCCUGGAGCACAACCUGACGCACUGCUGGGUCUGGGGCUCACAGCUCGUGGGCGCCUACACCAAGACGGGCCGCCGCUGCCUCAGGCACCAGCCCUUCGUGGCGGUGGAUGUGGAUGGCUUCGACCGGGCCUGCAGCGGCAUGUCCCCGGAGGAUGUGUGGCCCACGUACUACACGCAGGUGGCGUCCAGUAGCCUGGAGUCCUGCAAGGCCGCGUGCUCGGCCAAUGUGGCGUGCCGGGGCAUCCAGUACGACGCGGAGACCUGCCAGCUUUGGACCCGAAGCAUUCACACCUCCUCCGCGAAGAGUGGCAGCGUGUGCUUGCGCCUGGGGCCUUACGAUCCCUGGGAGAGCGCCAGUGCCUUCGAGCCGAUCAUAAGCCACGCCUGCGCCAGCGAGGAGUACCAGCUCUUCCAAGGAGAAGACCUGGAGUCCUGCCAGCGGCGCUGCAUGUCGGUGCCGGGCUGCCGGGGUGUGGACGUGGCGGUCCGCGGCUGCCGGCUGUGGCAGGGGACGAACUUCAGCUGGUACCCAGAGGUGGGCACAAGCUGCUAUCGCUACCAGCCCUUCAGAGAUGUGGAUGGAGGCCUCGGCCGCGACUGCCGCGGCGGAACCAGCGGGGACCUGCAGUCCGCCUACUUUGUGCAGACCCAAGCGGCCUUUGUUCAGGCAUGCGAGGACCGGUGCGUGCAGCACAGUGAGGCGGACGUGCUCGGCACGCCCUGCAAGGGCAUCGCCUUCGAUGCAGCCAGCGGCUCCUGCCGCCUCUGGGUGCGAGCGCAGGGGGUAGAAGCCACCGCCGGGAAGGCGAGCGCGGUGUGCCGGCGCUACGAGCCCUUCCUGGCCUCUGACGGGGGCCGGGAUCGCAAGUGCGUGGGUCCUGAGCUCGACCUGGGUUCAGCCUACGUCGUCCUCGGCCUCUCGGAGGCCCCGAGUCUCGAGCAGUGCCGGGCCCUUUGUGUGGCGAGAGGCUGCCGAGGAGUGGAGUAUGGAGGGCACUGCAAGCUCUGGAUGAUGGAUGUGAAGCCGCAGUACGAGUUUGGGUCUAUUUGCCUCCAGUCCGCCGCCCAGUCAGCACAGUACGCAGCGCUCGACGCCUUCGUGGCGGUGCACGGGGGCGAGCAGCGCGCCUGCCGCGGCAGCCACGCGCUGGAUGUGGCCGCCGGGUACUUCACCGCCGUUGGCCCACACAAGGCCGGCACGCUGGAAAAGUGCAAGAGCUUGUGCUUGUCGACCACCGGCUGCUCCGCCGUGCAAUUCAGCCUGGCCGAGUGCCAGCUCUGGACGCGAUCCGUCGAGGCGACUGCUGCGGAAGCGGGUUCUGCAUGCUUUAGGCUGCAACCCUUCCGCGGAAUGGACGGAGGUCAGGACCGCUUCUGCGAAUCGGACACCCCCGACGUACACACUGGCAGUUUGGUGCAGUGCCAAGAGCUCUGCAGCACGUCCGAGCGAUGCACCGGCAUCAAUUUCCAGGCCAACAUCUGCCACGUCUUCACGGCGGACUUCUCGAGCCGUCCGCAAGUAGGCAGCAGUUGCUCCAGCUAUCAGCACUUCGUGGCGGUGGACGGCGGAGUGAAUCGAGAUUGCCGGGGCAUCAGCGACGUGGACGUGAAUGACACCUACUUCCUCCAGUUCCCGGCCGUGACGUCUCUGCAGCGCUGCCAGCUCCGCUGCUUCGCGGAGAGUCGGUGCCAGGGCAUCGCCUUCGACCAGACGAAGGAAGUCUGCAAGGUAUGGAUCACGCAGAUCGGAACUUCCGUGGCGUGGUGGGGGACCACGUGCCUGCGAUAUGGCAUCGCAGAUCCGCUCUAUGAGACCUCCAUCUCGGCCUUUCAGCCCAUGAACGGCGGGGAGAAUCGUGCGUGUCGCGGCAAGGACGUGCAGGACAACUUGGACAGCCACUAUUUCGUGAGCACGGCGUGGCCAGAGAACCACACGGUGGACGCCUGCCAGACCUUGUGCAUGAAAACCGCCGGGUGCAAAGGCAUUGAGUUCUGGGCCGGCGGAUGCGAGGUCUGGACUUUGCCUGAUGGCAUCCAAGCUUCAGUGCACGCCCCUGGGAGGACCUGUUUGCGCUACGAGCCAUAUCAGACGCUGGAUGGGUUUUUGGAUCGCGUUUGCCGAGGGAGCAGUAUCUAUGAUUCGCAAGCAAGCUACUAUGCAAUCUACUCACCCAGUGUGGCACCUACAUUGGAUGCUUGCAAAGACUUGUGCAGGCGGACGCACAGCUGCAAGGGCAUUGAGUACCGGGGCUGGUGUGAAGUGUGGACACGGCCAGGGGGGAUUGAUGCCGUCGCGCCGUCGCUUGGAGCGCAGUGUUGGCAAUACCGGCCUUUCGUCCAUGUGGAAGGAGGGGUGAAUAGAGCAUGUCGAGGAGAAGACGAGUUGGACAACUGGCCCAGCUAUUACUCAGUCCACGGAUUGACCGGCAUUGAAGCAUGCAAGAGUCUAUGUGUGCGAACAGACGGAUGCAAGGGAAUAGACUAUCGUCCAGGUCGCUGCGAGGUAUGGACCCGCCGAGGAGGCAUCCAGAAAACAGCUUACUUUGAGGGAUCUUUGUGCAUGCGCCUGGGUCCUAAUGAUGUCUGGGAUGACAACAACGCUUUUGUGGCGCUGAAUGGGGGAUCAGGCACUUGCCAGGGUACUGGAAUGAGCGCCUUGACACGUGGCUCUCUUUCCUUGCAGAGCUGCAAGAUGCGGUGCAUGUCCACGCCUGCCUGUCGCGGCAUCGGAUAUAGCUCUGCUGUUUGCACGCUUUGGCUGGGAUCUGGCGAGUUGUCUGUGAUUCCUGACCCAGAUUCAAGCUGCCACAGCUAUCAGCCAUUUCGAGAUAUAGAUGGAGGUGAGAACCGUGACUGUCGCGGGUCCAGCAGCGGGGAUUUGCUCUCGACGUAUUACGUGCAGAUGGAGGCGUCCUCCAUCCAGGCGUGCCAAGACGCGUGCGUGCAGCACGCCGAGACCGAUGUGCUGGGGAAGCCAUGCAAGGGCAUAGCCUUCGAUGCAGCUGCCAGCUCCUGCCGCCUUUGGCUCCGUGCUCAGGGCAUUGAAGCGACUGUGGAGAAGACCGGCUCGGUGUGCCAACGCCUUGAGCCCUUCCUGGAUCUGGACGGACGGGACCGAGGCUGCGCAGGUCUGCAUGAGCUGGAUAUCUCCGCGGAUUACUAUGUGGAGCACUCUCCGGCAGAGGCACCAAAUUUGGAGGCCUGCCGCAAGCUCUGCAUCUCCACCCUCGGAUGCACAGGUGUGCAGUACAGCACGGUGAGCCGCAAGUGCGCCGUCUGGACGCACGCGCUGCAGACCACGGUGCCGCAGCCUGGAGCCAUUUGCCUGCGGCUUGGGCGGCGGUCCAUCGGGGAGAUCGCUUUGACCGCAGGGGCCUUCCAGCCUGUGGAUGGUGGUGUUGGCCGGGCUUGCCGGGGUGCGACUUUGACGGAUACCCAAGCGAGCUACUACAUCUUCCAUAGCCCAACGGACGUGACGACUUUGGAUGAAUGCAAGAUUCUUUGUGCGCAGACGUCUGGCUGCCGCGGCAUCCAAUUCAGCAUCUACGGGUGUCAAGUCUGGACACGGCCACAGGGCAUCGAGACCACAGCGACAAGCCCUGAUUUGACCUGUCUUCGAUAUGAGCCUUUCCGAUUGGUGGAUGGCUUGACAGAUCAUUCCUGCGCAAGCGAUGGUGCACCUGCCACCGCCAGCUAUGUGACGGAGGUCUCAUCUCUCCAGGGCUGCCAGCUCCAGUGUAUGCAGGACCCAGGCUGCAGAGGAAUCGAGCACACGUCGCCGUCUUGCGCGGUUUGGGCCACGGCCGUAGCUGCAAGUGCCGUUUCGCAAGGCACGUCCUGCAUGAGAUACGAGCCGUUUGUUGGGGCUGACGGAGGUGUGGAUAGGUCCUGCCGUGGGGCGCAUGCGUCCGAUGAUUGGCCUAGCUACUACGAGGUCUACAGCCACACUUGGGCUGCAGGCCCCUCGAUUGAAGAGUGCAAGGAUCGCUGCUUAGCAACGCCAGACUGCAAGGGCAUUGAAUACACCAAGACUUCUUGCAAAGUGUGGACAAGACUUGGUGGCAUUCAGUCCACUGUCGCGCAGCCUGGGUCGCUUUGCUUGCGCUUUGGGCACUUCGACCCACACGAGCUCCUCGACGCCUUCGUACCAGUUGAUGGUGGAGAGGGCCGCGCCUGUCGCGGCAGCGACUCAAACGAUUUGGAUGCCAGCUACUUCCUUGCGGUGGGUCCCGACAAGGCUGCCACGCUGGAGGCUUGCAAGAGCUUGUGCCUCUCCAGCUCCGGCUGCUCCGCUGUGCAGUUCGGCUUGGAGUGCCAGCUGUGGACGCAGCCAGUGGCGGCCACGGCGGCGGAGCUGGGGACGAAGUGCCUUCGGUUCCGCGCCUUCCGCGACUUCGAUGGGAGCCAGGACCGCCUCUGCGAGGGCGGCGAUCCCAUCGCGGCGCCGGUCGCCAACUUGGCGCAGUGCGAGGCGCUGUGCCGAGAGAAUUCCGCAAGAUGCACCGGCAUCAACUUGAGGACCGAUGGCACGUGCCACGUCUUCACCUCGGUCUUCAGCAGCCGCCCGCAGAGCGGCAGCAGGUGCUUCAGCCAUCAGCCCUUCGUGGCGGUGGAUGGCGGAGUGGACAAAGACUGCCGGGGCUCAGGUGAGGACGAUGCGAACAGCUUUCAUUACGUAUCGGCGGUUGCGGCCAAUCUGGAAGAUUGCAAAGUGCAGUGCGUCAGCGAUACUCGGUGCCAGGGCAUCGCCUUUUCCAGCAGUGGAUGCAAAGUGUGGAUUCGUGCCCAGGGCAUCCAAGCCUCGAAGUCUUCGCCAGGAUCCAUGUGCCUGCGCUAUGGCGUCAUCGAUCCUAUGUAUGAUCCCGCCGUCUCCGCCUUCCGACCAAUGGAUGGAGGGAUUCAUCGCGCUUGUCGAGGCAGCGACAUCUACGACAACUUGGAUAGCCACUUCUUCGUGUCCACGGCGUGGCCUGAGAACUCCUCCAUGGACGCGUGCCAGAACUUGUGCAUGAACACCCCGGCCUGCAAAGGGAUCGAGUUCCGCUCGGGCGCCUGCGAGGUGUGGACACUGCCCGGAGGGGUCAAAGCCUCGGUGCCGUCCACUGGGCGGAUGUGUGUGCGCUACCAGCCGUUUCAGACGCUGGACGGCUUCUCGGAUCGUGUUUGCCGCGGGAGCAAUAUAUAUGAUUCGCAAGCGAGCUACUAUGCAAUCUACUCGCCCAGCGUUGCACCCACUCUGGAUGCAUGCAAAGACUUGUGCAGGCGAACGCACGGCUGCAAGGGCAUUGAGUAUCGGGGCUGGUGUGAAGUGUGGACACGCCCGGAGGGAAUCGAUGCGGUGGCUCCGUCACUUGGAGCGGAGUGUUGGCAAUAUCGGCCCUUUGUGACAGUGGAGGGAGGAAUCAACCGAGCUUGUCGAGGCGCAGAUCCCCGUGAUACCUGGCCCAGCUACUACACCGUCUAUGGACCUGAAACAGCUCCCAGCAUCGACGCCUGCAAGGCCCUAUGCGUCCGAACAGACGGAUGCAAGGGCAUCGAGUACCACUCAGGUCACUGCCAGGUAUGGACACGGAGGGGCGGCAUCCAGGGCACCUCGUACUCCAAGGGCUCGCUGUGCAUGCGGAUGGGUCCCAACGACGUCUGGGACGACAACAGCGCCUUUGUGGCGCUGAAUGGGGGGUCAGGCACUUGCCAGGGUGCUGGACUGACUUCUCUGAAACGCGGCUCACUGUCCUUGGAGAGCUGCAAGAUGAGGUGCAUGGCCACCCCGAGCUGUCGUGGCGUGGGAUAUAGCUCUGCUGUUUGCACGCUUUGGCUGGGAUCUGGCGAGCUGUCUGCGAUUCCUAACCCAGAUGCGAGCUGCUACAGCUACAGGCCGUUUCGAGAUAUAGAUGGAGGUGAGAAUCGAGACUGUCGCGGGGCCAACAGCAGCGAUGUGCAGUCCGCGUAUUACGUGCAGACCCAGGCACCGUCCGUCCUGAUGUGCCGAGACGCGUGCGUGCAGCACGCCGAGACAGAUAUGUUGGGGAUGCCGUGCAAGGGCAUAGCCUUCGACUCCGCGACCGGCGCCUGCCAACUCUGGGUCCGUCCUCAGGGCGUUGAAGCAACCGUGGAGAAGACAAGCUCGGUGUGCCAGCGCCUGGAGCCGUUUUUGGACCUCGACGGGGCGGAGAACCGGGCCUGCGCCGGGCUUCACCCGCAGGACGUGUCGACGGAGUACUACGUCGAGCACAGCCCCGCGCAAGCCUCCAACCUGGACGCCUGUCGGAAGCUCUGCAUCUCCAACCCUAACUGCACAGGUGUUCAGUACAGCAUCAUGACCUACCGCUGCCGUGUGUGGACUUCACCGUUGCAGACCACCACGCACCAGCCUGGGGCCAUUUGCUUACGGCUUGGAAAACAGUCCAUGCGCGAGACCCUUUCCUCGGCCAACGCUUUUCGGGCGAUCGACGGUGGUGCCGGUCGCGCUUGCCGCGGGGCGACUUUGACAGACACACAAGCGAGCUACUACAUCUUUCAUAGUCCAGCAGACGUUGCCACUUUGGGUGAAUGCAAGAUUCUUUGUGCGCAGACGUCUGGCUGCCGCGGCAUCCAAUUUAGCAUUUAUGGAUGUCAAGUCUGGACGCGGCCACAGGGCAUCGAGACCACAGCGACAAGCCCUGAUUUGACCUGUCUUCAAUACGAGCCUUUCCGAUUGGCCGAUGGCUUGAGCGAACGUUCGUGUGCAGCGAGCGGCGCAACUCUGUCCAGCUAUGCGACGGAGGUCUCAUCUCUCCAGAGCUGCCAGCUCCAGUGUAUGCAGGACCCAGGCUGCAGAGGAAUCGAGCACACGUCGCCGUCUUGCGCGGUUUGGACCACGGCCGUAGCUGCGAGUACCGUUUCGCAAGGCACGUCCUGCAUGAGAUACGAGCCCUUUGUUGAGGCUGACGAAGGUGUUGAUAGGUCCUGCCGUGGGGCGCAUGCGUCCGACGAUUGGCCUAGCUACUAUGAAGUCUACGACCACACCUGGGCUGCAGGCCCCUCGAUUGAAGAGUGCAAGGAUCGCUGCUUAGCCACGCCAGACUGCAAGGGCAUUGAAUAUACCAAGACUUCUUGCAAAGUGUGGAUAAGACUUGGUGGCAUUCAGUCCACCGUCGCGCAGCCCGGGUCGCUUUGCUUGCGCUUCGGACAGUUCGACCCCCACGAGCUCCUCGAUGCCUUCGUGCCAGUGCAUGGCGGAGAGGGUCGCGCCUGUCGCGGCAGCGACUCCAACGAUUUGGACGCCAGCUACUUCUCGGCAGUGGGUCCCGACAAGGCUGCCAGCCUUCAAGCUUGCAAGAGCUUGUGCUUGUCAACCUUCGGCUGCUCUGCCGUGCAGUUCAGCCUUAGCGAGUGCCAGCUUUGGACGCGAUCUGUGGAGGCAACUGUCGUGGAGGUGGGGUCCGCCUGCUUUCAGCUGCGACCCUUCCGAGACUUCGACGGGAGCCAGGACCGCCUCUGCGAAGCGGCCGAAGCGAGCGACGCCGCCGCCAUCUCUGUGCCCAGUUUGGCACAGUGCCAGGAGCUCUGCAGCCAAAGCGCCACGCGAUGCACGGGGAUCAACUUCCAGACGGAUGGCACGUGCCACGUCUUCACCUCGGCCUUCAGCAGCCGCCCGCAGAGCGGCAGCAGAUGCUUCAGCCAUCAGCCCUUCGUGGCCGUGGACGGCGGCGCGGAUAUGGAUUGCAGGGGCUCCAGCGACAAGGACUUGAACGAGACGUACUUCACGCAGAUGAUGGAGGCUGCAAGCCUGGAGCAGUGCAAGCUGCUGUGCGUCUCAGACGUGCUCUGUCAGGGCGUCGCCUACGUGGGCCAGACAUGCAAGCUGUGGACGCGGGCGCAGGGCAUCCAGGCCUCCAAGGCUCUGCCCGGCUCCUUCUGCCUGCGGCUCCCGGAUCUGGACAGCUUGGAGGCGGACACCGCCUUCAAGGCCGUGGACGGGGGCGUGGGCCGCGCCUGCCGGGGCCAAAACGAGACGGACAACUUGGACGCGCACUACACGGUGCACGUUUUUUGGCCGGAGAACUCCUCCUUGGCGGAGUGCCAGAACCUCUGCCUGCAGACCACCCACUGCAAGGGCGUGGAGUUCCGCCUUGGCGCCUGCGAGAUCUGGACAUUGGCCGGGGGCAUCCAGGCCUCAGUCGCAGCGCCCGGAAGGACCUGCACUUCCUACGAGCCCUUCCGCUCUGUGGAUGGCUUCGAUGACCGGGUUUGCCGGGGAGAGAACGUCACGGAUUCCUUGGACAGCUACUACGACAUCUACUCCCCGACUGUGGCGCCCGACGAGGCGGCGUGCCGAGGUCUCUGUGAAGCCACGGCGGGUUGCCAGGGCAUCGAGUACCGGGGCUGGUGCGAGGUGUGGACACGGCCGAAGGGCAUCAUGGCGGUGGGCUACUCCCCCAACGCCAAGUGCCUCAGGCAUCAGCCCUUCCAAGGGGUGGACGGGGGCUCCAACCGCGCCUGCCGAGGAGCCCACCCGGGGGAUACCUGGGACGCCUACUUCCAGGUCUAUGGCACCACUGGCUCGAGCAAAGCGAGGUCGUUGGACGAGUGCAAGGCACUGUGCGUGGGCAUCGCCGAGUGCAAGGGCAUCGAAUACCGCGAGGGCCGGUGCGAGGUGUGGACACGCUUCGGGGGCAUCGGUGCAUCCGUGGCCAGCAAAGGCGCGGUGUGCCUGCGGAAGGGCGCGCGGGACGUGGUGGCGGAAAGCGCCGCCUUUCGGGUGGCAGGAAGGGACCAGGCGUGCCGCGGGGCCAGCGCGGCGGACAACCACCCCAGCUACUACUUCCUCUGGGGCCCCGCGCUGGUGGGCAGCGAGGAGCUGUGCCUUCUGCGGUGCCUGGCGACCCCAAACUGCCGCGGCACCGACUGGGGCCCUGAGGGUUGCAAGGUGUGGACGCGAGACAUCGAGGCCACCGUGCACUACUCGGGGACAACGUGCCGGCGGUAUGAGCCGUUCGAGCCAGUGGACGGCGGAGAAGGUCGAGCUUGCAAUGUGCCCUUCCACAGCAAGGACGUGUGGCUCAGUGCUUCAUUGGUUCCAUCCCUACGCCAGUGCAAGUUGGAGUGUGCCAGUCGGAACUUCUGCAAGGGCCUGUCCUUCAACACCACGGGCUGCCAGCUUUGGAGCCAUCCUCAGGGGAUCCAGGCGACCACCUCUCGAUCCGGCAGCACCUGCCUUCGGCAUAUGCCCUUCACCCUGGUGAACGGUAGCAAGGAUCGAGCAUGUCGUGGACUCAGCAGCAGCGACAUCGACCCCAGCUACUAUGUGGCGUUUCCUCUGUCGGAGGUUCCCUCCCUGGAGCUCUGCCGCCAGCGCUGCGCCUUCUUCGCGUCCGCACGCUGCACCGGGGUGGAGUUCAGUGCGUUGGGCUGCAAGGUCUGGACCCGGCCCCAGGGCAUCCAAGCCACGGAGAACGUCCCGGGGGCCAUCUGCCUGCGCCACGGGCCUUUGGAUCUGGCGCUGACGAACGCAGCGGCCUUCAAGCCCGCGGACGGGGGCGUGGGCCGCGCCUGCCGGGGCGACAAUGAGACGGACAACUCCGCGAGUCACUACACCCUCUUUUGGGCGGCGCCGGAGAAUGAGUCCAUGAGCGCGUGCCAGGAGCGAUGUGUCCGCACGCCUGGGUGCAAGGGCAUCGAGUACCGCUUCGGCGGCUGCGAGGUGUGGACGCCUUCGAACGGCAUCCAAGCCACGGUCUUCGGGGGAGACAGGACAUGCCUGCACUACCAGCCCUUUCAGACCCUAGAUGGCUUCGACGAUCGGGUCUGCCGCGGAGCCAACAUCUCGGACAGCGAGAGCUCCUACUUCCUGCUCAAGCCUCCGAGCGAGACCCCUACGCUGGAGGCCUGUCAGCGGGCCUGCAUGGGCACCCCCGGCUGCAAGGGCAUCGAAUUCCGCUCCGGCUGGUGCGAAGUCUGGACCCGGCCGCAGGGCAUCCAGGCCGUGGCCCCCUCGGCCAACGCGCUGUGCCAGCGCUACGAGCCCUUCCUCGCGGUGGACGGGGGCUCCGACCGCGCCUGCCGCGGCGCACAUAGCGCAGACACCUGGAGCAGCUACUACACGGUGCACAACGUGCCCUUCAACGAGUGCAAAGACCUCUGCCUCAGCACCUGGCGCUGCCGGGGGAUCCAGUUCCAGGAGGACCGCUGCGAGGUCUGGACCCGGGCGUUGGGCAUCCAAAGCUCCGCGGCGCUGGCGGGGUCCUUGUGCCUCCGCCUGGGGACGCUGGAAAUCACCGACUCCUUCAUUCCCUUCCACGGCGGCGAGAACCGGUCCUGUCGCGGAGCGCAUGUUGAAGAUGACGACCCCAGCCACUACAUGGUCUAUGGCCCAGACGAUUGGGUGAGCAGCAUCGAAGACUGCAAGCUCUUGUGCACCUCCGUGUCCUCUUGCCAAGGACUGGACUUCAGCCCUGCGGGCUGCAAGCUCUGGACGCGCGCGCUGGGCAUCGGCGCCAGCGCCCCUGUGCCCGGCAGCACCUGCCUGGCCUACGAACCCUUCCGCGCGGUGGACGGAGGAGACGACCGCGAGUGUCGAGGACAGCAUGCAGCAGAUCUGGCAGUGGACUACUACACCUUCCACGACGCCGCGGCUGCUCCAACUUUGCGCAGCUGCCAAAUGCUGUGUGCAGACACCGCGGAUUGCAAGGCCAUUUCCUUCGAGGACAACGCGGGGUGCCGUGUCUGGACCACUGCUGUGGAGGCCUCCGUGUCCAAAGUGGGCUCCGCCUGCUGGCGCUACGAGCCCUUCACCAACGUGGACAGCGGCCGGAUCCCAUCGGAGCCGAGCGUGGACCGAUCCUGCCGUGGCGCGCACAUCUACGACAACUCCGCCGCGUACUACUUGUCGUAUAGUGACUGGGCCCCGCGGUUUGUGCAGUCCGGCAUAGAUUUGGCAAUUCUGGGCGUGGUGUGGUACAUGAUUACAGUGACCUCGCUGGAGGGCUGUCGCGCCAAGUGCUCGGGCACCAAAGGCUGCCAGGGCCUGGAGCUUACGGCCAGCCACUGCCACGUGUGGCUCCGCGCCGCCGGCAUCGGCGCCACGGUGCCGCAGCCGGGCUCCCUCUGCAUGCACUUCGGAAGCCCGAACCCCUUUCGGGAGGUGACUUGCGGGCGACACUUCUUUGUGGAGCGGCCCAACUGCUAUGCCACCCGUUGCAGAGCGGAUGCGUUCCCUCCAGUGGACGGCGGCCUGCACCGCGCGUGUCGGGGAGAGCUCAGCGACGCGGAGACGCAGAACUUCAUCUUUCAUGUCAGCAGCAAAGUUCGUACCUUGGAAGCCUGCCAGAUGCGGUGCAUCUUUACCGCUGGCUGCACGGGCGUGGAGUUCAACUUCUGGGGCUGCGAGGUUUGGACCAGCGAGAUCACGCACUCCGUGUACGCGCCGGGCUACCGCUGCGCUCGCUUCCAGCCCUUCAGGUCCGCGAGCGGCUUCGAUGGCGGUCAAGCCUGCCGCGGCGAGAGCAUCGCUGACAACUUUGGGGCAUACUUCAGCUUCUACGAAGCCAUGCCCAUGGGGCUCUACGAUGGAACGAUGGAGAGCUGCCAGAAGCUGCCGGAGGCUAAGCCGAUCGCUCUUUUUGGGGGCGCCGUGCCGUUUGGAUCGGCUUCCUUGCCAGCUGAUACGUGCGCCACCACUUCGGGCUGCAAGGGCAUCGAGCGCACGCCCUCGCACUGCGAGGUGUGGACGAAGGCCAUCGGCGUGACGGUGCCUUGGGCGAAAUGGGCGGCUCUGGUGCGUUACGAGCCCUUCACCUAUGUGGAGGGCGGCAUUGACCGGGCCUGCCGCGGGGAGGAUCCCUUGGACGACUGGCCCAGCGGGGGAGAAAAAACCCAUACAUUGGAGCUCCAGGAGUGCAAGCACCUCUGCAUGGCCCAUACGGGGUGUCUGGGCAUUGAGUAUCGCACCAACAACCGGUGCGAGCUUUGGACCAGAGCUCGGGGCAUCGGCAGCACGGCGGCGGCCAGCGGCUCGGUGUGCAUGCGCUACGGCAGCUGGGACCCCUCGGAGGUGCUCGACGGCUUUCUGCCCGCGGACGGGGGCCUGGACCGCGCCUGCCGCGGCCAGAACCGCAGCGACAUGAACCAGAGCCACUAUGCCUACUAUGCCCUGGACAUCGCCCCCACGCUGGACGCUUGCAAGGCCGUGUGCACCAUCACACCGGGCUGCAAGGGCGUGGAGUUCAGCCACUUCGGCUGCGAGGUUUGGACGCGGCCAGGAGGCAUCGGCGCAACCGCACAGGUGCCUGGCUUCGAGUGCUACCGCUGCCCGAAGAGAGAUGGAAGCUACGUGGCCUUCGAGGCGGUGGACGGCGGGGUGGACCGGGCCUGCCGCGGCGCGGACGCCGACGACCAGGCGGCGCAGCACUUCAUGGCGCUCCCCGAGGUGAACUCGUUAGACGCCUGCCAGCAGCGCUGCCUGGUGCGCCCCGGGUGCAAAGGCGUCGCCUUCUCGGACGCCGGCGGCUGCCAGCUGUGGACCCGGGCCUUUGGCAUCGGCGCCACUGCGCCGGAGGUGGGGUCCUUCUGCUACCGGCACGAGCCCUUUACAGCGGCGGACGGUGGCAAGGACCGGGCCUGCCGCGGCGCCAAGGUCUGGGACAACUCCACGGAGCACUACCGCGACGUGCGGCUCCCUGCGGCCACCUUGGCCAAGUGCAAAGCGCUUUGCGUCGGCUCCCCCGGCUGCAAAGGCAUCGAGUUCCAAGCCACGGGGAUCUGCUCCAUCUGGACGCGGCCCGGGGGCAUCGAUGCCACGGCCGAGAAGGGGGGCUCCAUCUGCCUGCGCUUUGGGGCCACGCAGGCCGGCGCGGCGGAGGAGGGCGAUCGGAUCGGGAAUGUGCACCUGGCAAAAGACCCCACGCUGUGCCUGGACAUCACGGGGCUCCUGAACGGCUCGCCCAUCCAAAUCUCGGCCUGCGAGAGCGCAGUUCGCUUCUUAAUGAACAGCGACACGGCACAGAUCCGGCUCUUGGACCACCCAGAGAAGUGCGUGGACGUGGCAGGUGGUGUGAACAGCAACGGCACGCAGAUCCAGCUCUGGGACUGCGGAGUCGCACACCCCAACAUGCAGUUCCUCUUGCCCGACACGGGCCUUGGUCAGAUCAGGUGGGCCACACAUGCGACCAUGUGCCUGGACUCGGACUUCGUGCCCGGAGCCCACGUCCGACUCUUCAGCUGCAGGCACGCCUCGCUCCUGUCUCGGCUGGUACUGCCGCCUGGGGAGUCCCGCACCGUGCGGACCACGAAGUUCGUGGCUCAUUAUCUUCCGUGGUUCCUGGGGAAGUACAAUGCCAACGCGGCCUGCGAGCUGAGCCCUGAAGCAGCUGCGCGGCCAGUGUCCCCCAAAGUGCUGCGGGGAGCGGGGGAUGACUGCGCUUUCCAGCACUCCCACUGGUGCGGCAGCGGGGGCAACUCCUAUUACACCAGCUGGUUGGGCGCCUAUGACCUCACCAAUGACACCACCAUCGACAGGCAGCUGGACCUCAUGGCAUCUUACGGCCUGGAUGGGCUUUGGAUCGACUACCAGCUCAGGAGCUGGGACCCAGUCGUGGACCGCCUGGUGGCGGGUCUGAAGGCGCGGAACCUGGGCUUCGCCAUCAUGGUGGACGCCUCCACGGACCCCAACGCCCUGCAGAACACCUCGGAGAAGGUGGCAAACUGGACCAAGGAGCCCCACUACUUCCGGCACCAAGGCCUGCCCAUCAUCCCCAUAUGGAACAACGACGAGACCAUCUUCACGCCGCUGCCGGUGAACGCCAUCUACAUCUCCAGAUAUGCAUGGUCACCGCCGGAGUGGGCCACGGAUACCUACACCUGGGUGUCGGACAGCUACCUGGAGAGUUACUACGAGCUGGACCACCCCAUCGUGUCCUCCGGCUCCAUCUUCCGGGGCUUCCGGGACUGCUACCUCAACAAGACCCUCCAGGAGCCCACGGUGACCCAACUGGACGUCACCAUGAUGCGGUCCAGGCGGCACCGUCCUGAGUUCAUUCAGCUGGUCACUUGGAACGACUAUACAGAAGGAACUCAGCUGGAGCCGAGCUUCUUGCGACGCGAGGAUGAGUGCGUAGACGUGUGUGGCGAGAAUUGUCUCCUGGUGGCGGAUUGCCACUCCUACGAGACAGGGCACAAGGAGACUGCUCCAAGCCUCUGGGCCAACUCUUCGGGCCCACGGACCCGGCCUGCAACAUCUCGGGGAACUUCAGCGCCUAUGGAGAUUUGGAGAAGGUGUCGGAGUUCAUGUGGCGCGAGCGGUACAUUGGCACGGUGCUGA